This is a messenger RNA of Dipodomys spectabilis (banner-tailed kangaroo rat), 908 nucleotides long. It is a transcript of the gene Cd302, whose product is annotated as CD302 molecule. The coding region runs from base 25 to 756 and encodes 243 amino acids. The record is from RefSeq and is a predicted model, not a curated record. The transcript has 7 exons. NCBI's taxonomy places the organism in Eukaryota, Metazoa, Chordata, Mammalia, Rodentia, Heteromyidae. Gene Ontology annotation, molecular function: signaling receptor activity.
CGCCCGCGCCGCCCCGCCGCCAGCAUGCCCCGAGCCGCGCUGCCCGCGCUCCUCCUGCCGCUGCUGGGUCUCAGCACCGCCGCGCUCGCGGCACAGGUAUUAAUGUGUUAUCAAAGUUGCCCUGUGGCAGACUGUCCUUCAUCCACCUGGAUUCAGUUUCAAAACAACUGUUACAUUUUUCUUGAAGAAGCCAUCAAAGUAGAAAGCAUAGAAGAUGUCAGAAAUCAAUGUACAGGCCAUGGAGCAGACAUGAUAAGCAUACAUACUGAAGAAGAAAAUGCUUUUAUACUAAACACUUUGAAACAACAAUGGAAUGGCCCAGAGGAUGUCCUCCUGGGCAUGUUUUAUGACACAGAUGAUGCAAGUUUCAAAUGGUUUGACAACUCAAAUAUGACAUUUGAUAAAUGGGCAGAGGAGGAAGAUGGUGAGGAUCUAGUUGACACUUGUGGUUUUCUGUACACUAAGACUGGUGAAUGGAAAAAAGGAAAUUGUGAAAUUUCUUCUGUGGAAGGCACACUUUGUAAAGCAGCAAUCCCAUUUGACAAGAAGUAUUUGUCAGAUAAUCAUAUUUUAAUAUCAACUUUAGUGAUUGCUAGCACAGUAACUCUGACAGUUUUGGGAGCGAUCAUUUGGUUCUUCUACAAAAGAAACUCUGGUUCUGGUUUCACCACAGUUUUUUCAACUGCACCCCAAUCACCUUAUAACGACGAUUGUGUUUUGGUUGUUGCUGAAGAAAAUUGUGUUCAAUUUGACUAAACUUCUGAUACUCUGAGACCAAUACAUCUAAUACUGAUGGUGAAUCCUGUGUAAUAUUUGAAUAUAAAAUGAAAGAAAAUAAUGUAUGGUAGUGAUCAUUCUGGUAACAUUAUUUAUGCACUCAUGAUAAAAACCAAUCUGGUUCAGCCCUU